This is a messenger RNA of Aethina tumida (small hive beetle), 1881 nucleotides long. RefSeq names its product dentin sialophosphoprotein. The coding region runs from base 95 to 1318 and encodes 407 amino acids. Lineage: Eukaryota; Metazoa; Arthropoda; Insecta; Coleoptera; Nitidulidae. The transcript has 10 exons. The record is from RefSeq and is a predicted model, not a curated record.
ACAAGACUAAUAUAAGUCGAAUCUACAAAAGUUAGUAUUAUCUCACCUGGUGGGAUACGAACAAGUAACUCAGCUAACUUAGCGAGGGUCAGACAUGAGUUCAGGCGACAGCUCUGAGUUCAACUCUUGUGAUGAAGCCGAUAUGCCUAUAAUUACUCAAUUUGUAACUGUACCAACUAUCAAGAAGGAUACUUCUACUUUGUUGGGUAACACUGAGAAAACUAACAGUGGAAGAUCAAUUAAUAUGAGUUCGGACGAUAGCUUUGAACUCGAAUCAUGUGAUGAAGCCGAGAAGACUGAAUCAACUGAAUCAGUAGAUGCAGGAGUCAUUACUAAGGAGGAUGCCUCCACCUUGUUGAGCCAUGCUAAGAAAACUAAAAGUGAAAGAUCAAUUAAUACGAGUUCGGACGACAGCUUUGAACUCGAAUCGUGUGAUGAAGCCGAGAAGACUGAAUCAACUGAAUCAGUAGAUGCAGGAGUCAUUACUAAGGAGGAUGCUCCCAUCUUGUUGAGCCAUGCUAAGAAAACUAAAAAUGAAAGCUCAAUUAAUAUGAGUUCGGACGACAGCUUUGAACUCGAAUCGUGUGAUGAAGUCGAGAAGACUGAAUCAACUGAAUCAGUAGAUGGAGGAGUCAUUACUAAGGAGGAUGCCUCCACCUUGUUGAGCCAUGCUAAGAAAACUAAAAAUGAAAGCUCAAUUAAUAUGAGUUCGGACGACAGCUUUGAACUCGAAUCGUGUGAUGAAGUCGAGAAGACUGAAUCAACUGAAUCAGUAGAUGGAGGAGUCAUUACUAAGGAGGAUGCCUCCACCUUGUUGAGCCAUGCUAAGAAAACUAAAAAUGAAAGAUCACUUAACAUGAGUUUAGACGACAGCUCUGAAUACGAAACAUAUGAUGAAGAUGAAUCUCCUGAAUCUAGUGAAACGAUAGUUGCAGCAGCUACCAGUGAGAACACCAUUUCUACUUUGUCGGAUAAUGCAACUUCUAGUGGUUCUACUCUCAUCGAGGCAAACUCAGUUUCAACAUUUGCAAUUAACAAUGCGAUUUAUUUUCCGAUGGAUACUGACUAUUUUCAUAAUUUAUUUGAAAUUGGUGAUGGUGGUACGACAAGUAAUGCUAGCAGCACGUAUAUUUAUGUUCCAAUAUUUGCUGAUGUCGGGGAUGUAGCUUCAAUACCAAGCGAUGAUGAAUUUAUACUGUUGGAUACUUUAGAAGACUCGUUCGCUGUAAAUGUUUCUCUAGCAACAAACCCAGAUGACACAGAUGAUUCAUCAUCUGAUGAUUCAGAUGAUUCAGAUGAUGCACCAACGUCUCAGUAAAUUUAAUGUAUUCCUUCGAUAAAUACCAGAAUGCUUGCAAUUCGAAAAAUCUACAGCCUUCCUUUUGUAACAAAAAGAAAGUAGUUAUAAGUUGGAUUUAAAUGUUUCAACUGGUAUUAUCGAUAAAUUGUGACCUUUACAGUUUUACAGUGUUCAUUUCAUUAAUUUUGCAAAUGUUGUGGAUGUCUGUGAUUACAGAACCCUACCCUAUUGUAUUUGUUAAGAGUGAGUUCAACACUGAAAUUAUUACGGAUGUAAUUGGAUUUCUACAGGUUACCAUAAUUCCUGGCCAGUCCCAAUUCGUAAUAUUCAAACUUUAGCAGGAGAGGUUUAAAUACAUGUUCACGUGUUGAUAUAUGAGCACAUCAUGGAAAUCAAAAACAACCAGCAGGAACACGUAACUACUUGUCAAAGUUGUACGUUCAGUGUAUUCAGGUGGAAAUAUCGUAUCAAGAAAAAAUACAUUUGGUUUGGAAGAAAAUUUAUUUGAUGGUACUAUAUUAACAGAUACAUUUACACUGGGUUUUGUUAAUAAAAGUGUUACAUUCUAAUAAAUUAUUAAC